Messenger RNA from Chenopodium quinoa (quinoa), 3510 nucleotides. Its product is annotated as transcriptional repressor ILP1-like. NCBI's taxonomy places the organism in Eukaryota, Viridiplantae, Streptophyta, Magnoliopsida, Caryophyllales, Amaranthaceae. The transcript has 7 exons. The record is from RefSeq and is a predicted model, not a curated record. Gene Ontology annotation, biological process: mRNA splicing, via spliceosome. Gene Ontology annotation, cellular component: nucleus. Bases 487 to 3207 code for a protein of 906 amino acids. Gene Ontology annotation, molecular function: DNA binding.
GUCGCUCAAUCUGCACCUUGUCUCCACUGCCCCUGUCUACUUUCAUUCAUAAAUUACAUGCAUAAAACCAUUUUUAAAACCAUUGACCUUAUUCAAUUUACAUGGUUAUAUAAAAAUGUUUUUUUUUUUUUUUUUUUUUUAAAAUUUUAUUUAAGGCAGUUAUAUAAAAAGUUAUAGUUGAGGGUAGCCAACGAAAAAGUAAAAUAAUGAUAGGGUUAAACAAAAAUAAAAAAAAUAAUGAUAUUGUCCAUAUGUUGAAGAAAUAAAAAGUAACCAUUACAAAGCCGUGCGCCCAUACCUUCUUCCUCGACGUUCUCAAUUGAAGCGCACUCAACGUUCUCCAUUGAAGCGCAGUUAACGUUCUCCGUUGAAUCGCACGGCGCCUUCUAAUAGUUGUAUCCCCCAUUGAAGCAGCUUCGAAGGUAAACUUAAUUGCUCAUUUAGAUUAGAUUGGGGAUUAUUGAGGGGGCUUUGGCAGUGAUAUCAAUGAGCUCUAGAUCGAAAAAUUUUCGUCGUCGAGUAGGUGAUGACAAUGAAGAUAAUGAAACUAGCGGUAGUGGGGAUCCAUCUAAAACUCCCACAAAGCCAUCUUUGAACAAAGCUGCAACUUCUAUUAAUAAACCAAAGAAAAGCCACCAAAAGCUUCUUAGUUUUGCUGAAGAUGAAGAAAAUGAGACCCCAUUUUCUCGUCCGCAAAAAUCUUCCUCAUCCCGUCUUUCCAAGUCCAGUUCCUGUCAUCAUAUAACAUCUGUCAAGGAUCGUCGUGGGUCUUCUUCGACUUCACUUCCCUCCAACGUUCAACCUCAAGCUGGCCAAUAUACAAAAGAAGCCCUCCUUGAGCUCCAAAAGAAUACCAAAACCCUUGCUAGCUCUAGGCCAAGACCGGCAGCAUCAGACACGAAACCUAGUUCUUCCUCAGAGCCUGUGAUUGUUCUCAAGGGUCUUGUCAAACCAGUUCUAGAAACUGGAAGUGCUGUUGAUGAGUUCAAUGAAGACAAACCUUCAAGAAAAGAAGAAAAUGCUUCUCUGACGAGGGAGAAGGAUAUGGAUCUCCUAGAUCAAGCAACGAUUAAUGCUAUACGAGCAAAGAGGGAAAAACUUCGUCAAUCACGGGCUGCAGCACCAGAUUAUAUAUCAUUGGAUUCUGGAAGCAAUCAUGGAGCUGCUGAGGGGUUAAGUGAUGAGGAACCAGAAUUCCAAACUCGAAUUGCAAUGUUUGGUGAGAAAAUAGAUGGUCCCAGAAAGGGUGUAUUUGAGGAUGUAGAUGAAAGACCAGUGCGCGCUGGACAGAGUAGUCUGGAAGAUGAUGACGAUGAUGAGGAAGAGAGAAAAUGGGAAGAGGAGCAGUUUAGGAAAGGUCUGGGCAAGAGAAUGGAAGAAGGACCUACCGAAGUUAGCAGAAAUGCAUCAUCUAUUCAACCUCAAAGUUACAUGUACGCAUCACCAAUUUCUCAUCCAUCUGUUGCCAGUAUUCCUGCUGGGCCACCCAGCAUUGGAGGGGCAAUUGGUGGUGUAAAGGGUGCUGGGACAAUGUCCAUAUCUCAGCAGGCUAAAAUUGCCAAACAAGCUUUUCAAGAUAACUUGAAGAGACUUAAGGAAACACAUGCAAAAACCAUGACUUCACUGGCUCGUGUUGAUGAAAGUUUAUCUGCAUCACUGACGAAUAUCACUGUGCUUGAGAAGUCUUCAUCUGAUGCUGGAGAGAAAUAUAUAUUUGUGCAAAGACUUCGUGACUUUGUUUCUGUCAUAUGUGACUUCUUGCAGCAUAAAGCUCCUUACAUAGAGGAACUUGAAGAACAUAUGCAGCAACUCCACAAGAAACGUGCUUUGACUAUCUUUGAAAGACGAGCUGCUGAUAAUGAUGAGGAAAUGGCAGAAGUGCAAGCAGCUGUAGAUGCAGCUAUGUCAGUUUUAGGAAAGGGUGGUGGCAAUGCUGCUACAGUUGCUGCCGCCACUAGUGCAGCUCAGGCUGCAGCUGCUACCAUCAAGCAACAAAAAACCUUUCCGGUGAAGUAUGAUGAAUAUGGUAGAGAUGAAUAUUUGCAAAAGCGUUUGGAUAUGGCUCGGAGGGCUGAUGCUCGACAGCGUAGGAGAUCUCGUUUAGAUAUUAAGAGAAUGUCAUAUGUUGGAAAUGACAACUCCUAUCCAAUGGAGGGUGAAUCUAGCACUGAUGAGAGUGACAGUGAGAGUGAAGCUUAUAAGUCAAAUCGUGAUUUGCUGCUUCAGACAGCUUCAGAAGUGUUCAGUGACGCAGCUGAAGAAUAUUCCCAACUUUCUUCAGUUAAAGAAAGAUUUGAAAGGUGGAAAAGAUUGUACUUGGAUAGUUAUCGUGAUGCUUAUAUAUCAUUGAGCAUUCCAUCUAUCUUCUCUCCAUAUGUGAGAUUAGAGCUGUUAAAGUGGGACCCUCUACAUGAAGAGGUUGACUUUUUUGACAUGAGAUGGCAUUCUCUACUCUUUGAUUAUGGUGUUCCAGAAGAUGGAAGUGACUUUAGUCCUGAUGAUGCAGAUGCUGAUCUAGUCCCUGGAUUAGUGGAGAAGGUGGCACUUCCCAUAUUGCAUCAUGACAUAGCUCACUGCUGGGAUUUGCUUAGUAGUAGAGAGUCAAAGAACGCUGUUUCAGCAACAACCUUAAUCAUCAACUACAUUCCUGCCUCAAGUGAGGCCCUCAAGGAACUUAUAGCUGCCAUUCGUACUCGGCUAACUGAAGCAGUUGCGAAUCUUGUGGUUCCUACGUGGAGUACAGUUGCUAUGAAAGCUGUGCCAAAUGCUGCAAGAAUUGCAGCAUAUCGAUUUGGUGUGGCAAUUCGAUUGGUAAGGAACAUCUGCAUGUGGAAAGAUAUACUUGCUUUGCCGGUUUUGGAGAAGCUUGUUCUUGAUGAACUUUUGGGUGGAAAAAUACUUCCGCAUGUUCAAAGCCUUAUUCCUGAUAUUCAUGAUGCAAUUACUAGAACCGAGAGAAUAAUUGCUUCACUAAAUGGGGUGUGGUCCGGUGCAAGUGUUGCAGCUGCACGCAGUCACAAGUUGCUGCCGCUGGUUGAUUAUGUACUGAAGCUUGGGAAGACUUUGGAGAAGAAGCAUGCAUCAGGACUGCUGGAGAGUGAAACUGGUGUCCUUGCCCGGCGUCUGAAGAAGAUGCUUGUUGACCUGAAUGAGUAUGAUAAGGCCAGAGCAAUUUUAAGAACUUUUCAUCUCAAAGAAGCUCUAUAAUCUUGUCUUCAGUUAUCUAGGGUUUUUUUUUAUUUGUUUUUUUUUUUUUUUUUUUUUUUUUUAAUUUUUAUUUUUAAAAUACAAUAUAUACAUAUAUACUAAUAGAAUACUUUCCUCUAAGUUUUCCAUUGGAACUGUGAAAUAUAUACAGAGUACAACAGAGGGAGUGAUAUUAUAGUAAGAGAUCAAACACAUCGGCCAUGUUUAGUUCACCUUAUAAACAUCGUGCUUGUCAAAAAAGCCUAGAAUACUACUCGUAUUCUUUUUUCUUCUCUGACUUCCUUUAAUGUGAAAAUAGGAGGU